Messenger RNA from Eurytemora carolleeae, 2560 nucleotides. RefSeq names its product zinc finger Y-chromosomal protein. NCBI's taxonomy places the organism in Eukaryota, Metazoa, Arthropoda, Copepoda, Calanoida, Temoridae. Bases 86 to 2410 code for a protein of 774 amino acids. The record is from RefSeq and is a predicted model, not a curated record. The transcript is spliced from 9 exons. Gene Ontology annotation, molecular function: protein binding; DNA-binding transcription factor activity, RNA polymerase II-specific; RNA polymerase II transcription regulatory region sequence-specific DNA binding. Gene Ontology annotation, biological process: regulation of transcription by RNA polymerase II. Gene Ontology annotation, cellular component: nucleus.
ACUUGUUGUUAAUCAUCCCCUAAGAAAUGAUUCAUUUCAGAUAUUAUCAUCAAAAAUAGAUAAUAGAUGAAUGUGUUAAUUAAGUAUGACGGGAAACACAAGCUUCCAGCUUCCAGAGCAUUGCAAACAGCUGAUGGGAGAAAUAUCUCAAUUCUUCGUCUCUUCAGAUUACAAGGACCUUAAACUCAUUUUUAAAGAUGGCGAAGUAUUUACUCACGCUCUUGUUCUAUCCGCCAUGAGUCCGUUUAUUAGAAACCUUCUUGCUCAACCCGAUAUACAAGAAAGUCGAGGUGAAGGUUUGGAACCGUAUGUAAUCCAGUUUCCUGACGUAUAUAAACUAGAGAUGGAGUUUAUCCUGUCCCUGCUUUACUCCGGUACAACGAACAUAUACAAGGAUGAACUGGCGAGUAUUGUAUCUCUGACUAGUUUGCUCAAGAUGGUGAGUAUCCCUGUUGUUCUGACCGAGGAGACCUGGGAUACCCGGAGACAGAUCACCUCAACCUCGGUCAAUGUUUCCUCCUCCGCCAAGGCGAUUAUCAACUUUUUCCCUACCGGCGGCAAGAAAAGGCGGGGCCGGCCCGGUAAGUUUCUGAGCAGUCAGAAACAGGAAUCCGGAGAAACUGUGCUGAACACCCUGAUCGCAGAACCUGAACCUGAUCUUGCUCCGAGUCUAAGGUUUACUGGUGUAGAGAACCUAGAACCAGGAAACCAUUCAGAGGAUCCGCUUCAGGAUGGAAUAUGCAACAUGGAGAGCACUGAGGAAGCACCAAUCUACCUGGAAGCAUUCAAUGUUCCCGACAGUGAGGAUUUUGUUGAAGAAAUUCAAGUGUUUGUAUCCGGGAAUGGAGAAGUGGAGAGAAUGGAGAUAAUCGGAGAUACUGAACCUCAACCCGAGGAGAUAUAUGAUGAGAUGAGAGAAGAUUCUCCGGAGGAAAAUACAAAUAUAUUCACGGAGAUCUAUUCAGACCCGAUCCGGGUUGAGGAUCAGGAUAAAGAGCUGAGGAAAGAGAAGGAUUUUAACCUGACUCCAACAUCCAGCUCAGCUCUACCUGUAUCCCAUAUACAGACUCUGCCGGUCAAAUCAAUCUCGGCGGGAGGGAAGGUUAUCGCUGAGCUCGGAUCUCGUGGAUGUUUGUUAAGACAGGAAGGGGGCAGGGUGACUCUAAUCCAGACUGAGGAAGGAGAAGGGUUGGAUCGAUUAAUCUCUCUCGCGGACGCAUUUGAGAAGUCGCAACAACCCGACUUUAACGACAUCGCUAGCCCUGUUGUCGACGGGACGGAUACGGAGAGGCUUCUAGUCAAAACUUGUGUAUUAUGUGGUAAAGCCUUGUUAGGAAGAAAUGCACUGGGAAGACACAUGAAGAACGCUCAUCCGCCUGUGUUUGGUCCCUACGAGUGUCCCUGGACGGGUUGCGGAAAACCAGUUGAAUCCGGGUAUAAGAUGAUAUCUCACAUUGCGGCGCAUACUAACCUUUCCCAAUCCUCGGAGGAUAGUUGUUUCUGCCCAACCUGUAAUAUCCGUCUACCCUCGGCCGAUCUACUUGCAGCCCACUGUACCAAGUUGCAUGCCGGAGAAAAGUCAAGUAGUUACAAACCAACCUUUCUCUGCUCAGCCGAUGAUACGUCCUGCAAGGAGGUUUUCACCGCUGCGCGACAUUUCAUGAAUCACAUGAAAACUGUUCAUAAACUUAAACCUUGGAAGUGUGAGUUCUGUGAGAAGAGGUUUCAGGAUAAGCAGAACUAUCAGAACCAUGCACUGGUUCAUGAAGACCGAAGAAACUUUACCUGUGAUAUUUGCUCCAAGGUAUUUAACAAUCCUCGUCAACUUUACUCCCAUAGAUCUUUACAUCUGGGCAGACGAUUUCUCUGCCAGCAGUGCGGGUUCAAGGCCAGAUCAUCCUCAAAUCUCCGAGGUCACGUGAAAGCCAAGCACGAGGCCAAGGCUAUGGAGUGCAAGACCUGUUUUAAAAAGUUCAGUUCCAAUCAUAAUUUGAAAAAUCACGAGAGAGUGCACACUGGUGAAACACCGUUCAAAUGUGAAUUAUGUGACGUCAGUUUUAAACGAAGUCAUCAUCUUUACAGUCAUAUUGAAUCCAAGGCUCACGUUGAUCUGUUAGGGAAAUGUAAAAAAGACGGUUUGAAGGUUCCGGAUAAACUUGAUCCGAACCGGAGACAGCGAGGCAGAAUUGUCGUUGAGGACGGACCUGUUUCUCUCAUGUCUCAGCCGGAGUUUGAAACCCAUAUUUCGGAGCUCCGGGAGGAUUCUAAGCCCGGAGAUGGUUUGAUAGAACUGAAACACGAGGAGAACCAAGUUACCCAGGUUGUGGUGUUCCAGAACUGUGAGUUGGAACCCUACAUUAUUCAAGAACAAGCAGAGGAGAUCGUUUCUAGUUCUACACAUAGUAUCUAGUUUUACUAAUUUUUAGUUAUGGAGUAAUAGGAGUAUUGUUAACGUUAAAGUUCGCUUAAAUACUGCCUAACUGAUUUUCAACAGUACCCUUAAACCUUUAUAUACGACAUAAUGGCGUUACUCGUAGUUUUCAUCUUUGCUGUAGUUUCC